AUGGAAGGUUGGCCUCCAGGAGCAUUCCACCGUUACCGUUUCUGCAUCGUCAACGAAGGCAACUUCUGCAAGGCCGAGGUCGUCGCCAUGCCUGCUCCCGUCACGCAGACCCAACCCCAGGCGCAGCCCGAAUCGCCUGCCGUUCGUCACUGCUGCUGGUGCCGCAUCCCCUUGCCAUGA
Molecule: messenger RNA, 180 nt
Organism: Apiotrichum porosum
Lineage: Eukaryota; Fungi; Basidiomycota; Tremellomycetes; Trichosporonales; Trichosporonaceae
Exons: 2
Coding region: 1-180 (59 amino acids)
Source: RefSeq, a predicted model, not a curated record